AUGGCGGACGGUGACAGCGGCAGCGAGAGAGGCGGUAGCGGCGGUCCCAGCAGCUGUGGCUUUCAGCCUGUGUCCCGUGGUGGCGGCGAGCAAGAAACCCAGGAGCUGGCAUCAAAGCGCCUCGACAUCCAGAACAAGCGUUUUUACUUGGAUGUGAAGCAGAAUGCCAAAGGUCGCUUCCUCAAGAUUGCUGAGGUGGGCGCUGGAGGCUCCAAGAGCCGUCUCACCCUUUCCAUGGCCGUGGCAGCCGAGUUCCGAGACUACCUGGGGGACUUCAUCGAGCACUACGCGCAGCUAGGUCCCAGCAGCCCCGAGCAAAUCGCGGCGGCGGCCAGUGCGGAGGACGCUGGCGGGCCCCGACGGGCGCUCAAGAGCGAAUUCCUGGUGCGAGAGAACCGCAAGUAUUACUUGGACCUCAAGGAGAACCAGCGGGGCCGCUUCCUGCGCAUCCGCCAGACCAUCAACCGCAUCGGCAGCAGCGGCGGGUUCGGCGGGGGCCCCGGCCCCGGAGGCUUGCAGAGCGGCCAGACCAUCGCCCUGCCCGCCCAGGGCCUCAUCGAGUUCCGCGAUGCGCUGGCCAAGCUUAUCGACGACUACGGAGGCGAGGAGGAGGAGUUGGCGGGGGGCCCAGGAGGCGGCGGGGGGCACCCAGGGGGCCUGUAUGGGGAGCUCCCGGAAGGCACCUCCAUCACCGUGGACUCUAAGCGCUUUUUUUUCGACGUGGGCUGCAACAAAUACGGAGUGUUCCUGCGAGUGAGUGAAGUCAAACCUUCCUACCGCAAUGCCAUCACCGUCCCCUUUAAGGCCUGGGGCAAGUUCGGAGGCGCCUUUUGCCGGUAUGCAGAUGAAAUGAAAGAAAUCCAGGAACGUCAGAGGGAUAAGCUUUAUGAAAGACGUGGCGGGGGCUGCGGCGGUGGAGAUGAGUCCGAGGGUGAGGAGGUGGAUGAGGAUUGA
Messenger RNA from Elephantulus edwardii (Cape elephant shrew), 954 nucleotides. RefSeq names its product purine-rich element binding protein B (gene PURB). Gene Ontology annotation, biological process: regulation of transcription by RNA polymerase II. Gene Ontology annotation, molecular function: DNA-binding transcription factor activity, RNA polymerase II-specific; purine-rich negative regulatory element binding; RNA polymerase II transcription regulatory region sequence-specific DNA binding. Gene Ontology annotation, cellular component: nucleus. Lineage: Eukaryota; Metazoa; Chordata; Mammalia; Macroscelidea; Macroscelididae. The coding region runs from base 1 to 954 and encodes 317 amino acids. The transcript has a single exon. The record is from RefSeq and is a predicted model, not a curated record.